Neospora caninum is the source of this 645-nucleotide messenger RNA. RefSeq lists its product as hypothetical. The transcript has 7 exons. The coding region runs from base 1 to 645 and encodes 214 amino acids. Gene Ontology annotation, molecular function: GTP binding; GTPase activity. Gene Ontology annotation, cellular component: Golgi apparatus. The record is from RefSeq and is a predicted model, not a curated record. NCBI's taxonomy places the organism in Eukaryota, Apicomplexa, Conoidasida, Eucoccidiorida, Sarcocystidae.
AUGUCGCCUUACCAGUACCUUUUCAAAUACAUCAUCAUUGGAGACACAGGUGUCGGGAAAAGCUGCCUACUCCUGCAGUUCACCGACAAGCGUUUCCGGACUGACCACGACCUGACCAUCGGCGUCGAGUUCGGCGCGCGGCUGAUCUCGAUCGCAGGGCGCCAAGUGAAGCUGCAAAUAUGGGACACCGCAGGACAAGAGUCCUUUCGAUCGAUCACUCGGUCCUACUACCGCGGAGCUGCGGGCGCCCUCCUCGUCUACGACAUCACAAGGCGAGACACGUUCAUUCACUUGACGCGGUGGCUCGAUGAAGUUCGCCAAAACUCGAACCCUCACAUGACGAUCAUGUUGAUUGGCAACAAAUGCGACCUCGAGCGCCGAGAGGUCAGCUUUGAUGAAGGCGCGGCCUUUGCGCGUCAGCACGGUUUGAUUUUCUUGGAGACCUCGGCCAAGACUGCUCAGAAUGUCGACGAGGCGUUCAUUCUGACGGCGCGAAAGAUCUACGAGAACAUCCAGCGAGGCAUAUACGACCUUAGCAACGAAGCUCACGGCAUUAAGUGCGGUCCCAUCAACUCUUACGGCAGUCGCCAAGGCUCAGAGCAACCGCGUAGCCUGGCGGAGCAGAGAUCGGCAAGUUGCUGCUGA